AUGACUCUCUCUCCUCGCAUAUUUAACGAUCCUUUAUUUAACGAUCCCUUCUUUAGCGAUCCCUUCUUUAACGAUUAUGGGUAUGGAUAUGGAUAUGGGGAUUAUGAGCUCAACCAGUUACCUCGCGGGUACGAAUCUGAUCGCACCAGUGGAGAUUAUUACGGGCGUGGAAGGGACAUGGGACGCAGAAUCCCUAUUCAAGACCGUAUCCCUCGUCAUGUUGGAAGUCGCGUGAUGACCGAGCGCGAAGGGGACACUGUUUGGCGUCCAGCCACCGACGUUUAUGAUACUAAUGAAGGAGUUCCCAAGGAUGAAAUCGCAAUUGAUUUGAGAGAUCGCGAAAUCGUUGUUUCUGGUGAGAGAAAAAGAGGCCCUGGUUACGAAGCUGCAACUUCACGUGUUAGAGAACGUCAGAUCGGAAAGUUCCGCAAG
Messenger RNA from Acaulospora colombiana, 432 nucleotides. The record is from the annotation of a GenBank genome assembly. Lineage: Eukaryota; Fungi; Glomeromycota; Glomeromycetes; Diversisporales; Acaulosporaceae.